GCGAUCCAGGAUUUCGUCACACUUUUCUCCUGACUGUGAGAGAGAUUAGAAACAGCUCUGACAACAAGCCUUCCUACAACCUCACUGUGUCCAUUCACCUGACAAGUGUACUCAAGUAUAUACAGAGGAUUAUCAACAGAUUGCAGAACUCUUAUAAAACUCCAUCAUGCUGAUAAAUGACAAAGUCGACAAAGUCAGGCGCCUUCCUGGCGUCGUCCCUCACACCACCACCCUCCCCGACGGCCGCCUUGUCAUCAUCGACACCAUGAGCGACUCCCAGUUGUCAGAAACAUUCGGCCUCAUCCAAGCUGCAGCCCAGAGUGGCAAUGGUUUUGGGGUGGAUGAAUACUCCUCAGAGAAGGAAUUCCGUGAAGACAUCGAUGGCAGUUUCAACUUCGCCAUAAUGAGCAAGGACACUGGGGAAAUGGUUGCUGCAUUCAUGCUGGCUAUCAGCAAGUAUUACCGUGGCUGCAACAGCGUUGCCGACCCCUUCAUCAUUGUCAAGAAAUCAGAGAGAGGCAAGAGAAUCGGCGAGUUUUGUCUCCAAAUGUGUGUGGACUUUGCUCAAGAUUUGAACUUCGUGGGAAUGUAUGUGGACACUUUCAGCAACAACCGCGCCAUGAUCAAAAUCAUCGAGAAUGUUGGUGGAUUCACCCAAGUUGGUUGUCUUCCCAUGGGUGGCAAGAUGAAAGAUGGAUCCAUUGUCAGCUCAAUCAUCUUUUACAAAGAUUUCAAUCCAUAAACUGUUGACUUUCCUUCCAUGGCUUUAUCUCCAUUACGUCUCUACGUAGUGUACACGUCAUCACGGCUGUGUUGACGUCACAACAACGUGCUUUCUGUAUGAUCUGCAGAUAGCACUGAGAAGGAGCCCCUUCCGGUACGAAGAAUCCCAGUUCCGCUUUCGUCCACUGUCCAGUUUGGUCAGUGGAGCCUGCUCAGUAUUUAGGUACGCUGGGUCAACCGGGUCGCCUUAUGGACUGGUUAAGAUCGGACAGUAGUAGAAAUGUGCAAUGAGAAGUGUAUUGUUCACGCAACAGUAUUUGUUAGUCUUGCAAUAGAAAGAAUAAAUGAAUUACCAAGAAAAA
Haliotis rubra (blacklip abalone) is the source of this 1085-nucleotide messenger RNA. RefSeq lists its product as uncharacterized. The record is from RefSeq and is a predicted model, not a curated record. Bases 167 to 742 code for a protein of 191 amino acids. Gene Ontology annotation, molecular function: acyltransferase activity, transferring groups other than amino-acyl groups. The transcript is spliced from 2 exons. Lineage: Eukaryota; Metazoa; Mollusca; Gastropoda; Lepetellida; Haliotidae.